Molecule: messenger RNA, 1459 nt
Organism: Portunus trituberculatus (swimming crab)
Lineage: Eukaryota; Metazoa; Arthropoda; Malacostraca; Decapoda; Portunidae
Product: angiopoietin-4-like
Exons: 6
Coding region: 175-1212 (345 amino acids)
Source: RefSeq, a predicted model, not a curated record
CAACCUCAGUAUCUACUUAACUGUAGCAAUACCAGUAGUAGUAGUGGUGAUAGUGGUGGUGGUAACAGUAGUAGACACAACCACCUAAUAACCUCAAUAACCCCAUUAACAAUCAAAGUAGAGAUAAUUAUUAUUGGUUUAUAUAAUUGCUUUUGUGUUUCUUUUUUUUCAAUAAUGGCAAUUUACAGGUUAAUCUUCUAUUUAUCCCUGCUCUUCUUUUGUUUGACGGAGGCAGCCUCACGUGCAGGCAGGACGAGGGAACAGCUAGCCUCCUUGCACAGACAGAUACGCGCCUUGGAGGAGAUCCAGGAAGAGGUACGCGGGGAUCUGGCCACACUGCACGGUCACAUGAAACCCCUGAAGGAGGUACAAGCUGAUCUGAAGAAGCUACGAGCUGAUAUAGACGCCUUAACCUCGCUAGUUGAAUCCACCAUGCCGGAAGAUUGCUGGGCGGCCAAAGCUAGAGGGUCUACGAAGAGGAUUGUGACAGUGAAGCCUCCAGGACUGGCGCCGCGGGAGGUGGUGUGCGACCAGGUCCGGGAGGGAGGCGGCUGGACACUCAUGCUGGCCAGAACCCCGACACACGAGAACAACAAUUUGAGGGAAAACUUCAAUAAAACGUGGAAGGAGUACCGGGAGGGGUUUGGUGACCUGCGAGGGGAAUUUUGGAUAGGUAACGAGGUAGUGCACGCUCUCACCAGCGAAAUACCUUACCAACUGUACGUCUUGCUUGAGGAUUGGGAUGGAAAUGUUGCAGAAGGGAUGUGGAAUCAAUUUAGGAUAGCGAGUGAGGCGGAGGACUACCGGCUUAGUGUGGAGGGGUACCAUGCCCUGAGCACCACUGGGGACUCCUUCAGCCUCCACCACCACCGCCGCCCCUUCUCCACCUACGACAGAGACAACGACACAGAUGACCACGACCACUGCGCCAGGAGUUAUGGUGGCGGAUGGUGGUACUUUCAAUGCCAUGUGUCUCAUCUGACGGGGUCCGCGCUGCCACGUCGCGAGGGAGGGCAACACGCCAUCAUGUGGAAGAGCUGGAAAAACACCGAGGGUCUGAGGAGUGCCUACAUGGCCAUCCGUCCACGCCCACCCAAGAUGCAGACUUUGCUGCACCUUCCUACCACCGCUCACCCCGCGCUGCCAUGCCCUGAGAGAGAGAGAGAGAGAGAGAGAGAGCAUUUAUUAUUACGUUCCUUUGUUCUUAUUUAAUACCAGCAAACAGUAGGUAAGUAACUCUCAUAUCAAUCAAGAGGGACACUGUGAACGUGCUUUGGUACACCUUGAUGUGCCUCGCUGAAACGGUAACACGCUGAAAAGUUUAGGAACCAAUGUAUUAUAGUGUGUGUGUGUGUGUGUGUGUGUGUGUGUGUGUGUGUGUGUGUGCCCUGUAGGUAUAACGCAAUAAUUCAUGUAGUAUAUUCCUUCUGUAACAAACCAAUAAACAAAACGAAUCUUA